AUGUCGUCUGAUACAAAACAGCAAAAGAAUGUCAAAUUCGGGCAUCUGCCUCUUUCUACAUCCGGGCCUCUAGAGACCAGACUGUACGACGGCAAUGCACUUCUCCGGACGCCGUACUUCAACAAGGGCUCAGCCUUCACCAAGGAAGAGCGCGACACAUUCAAGCUCCAUGGCCUCCUCCCCACCAACAUCCAGACCCUCGACGAGCAGGUCAAACGCGCAUACGCCCAGUACAACUCCCGACCGAGCGACCUUGCGAAGAACACCUUCAUGACCAGCCUGAAGGAACAGAACGAGGUGCUAUACUACAGGCUUAUCCUCGACCACCUCAAGGAAAUGUUCUCUGUUAUAUACACCCCUACCGAAGGCGAGGCCAUAGCCGACUACUCCAAAAUCUUCCGACGGCCCGAAGGUUGCUUCCUAAACAUCGACGAUGCAGACCGCGUCGAGGACGACAUGAAGCAGUGGGGGAAUCCCGAGGAUAUCGAUGUGAUUGUCGUGAGCGACGGUCAACAGAUUCUGGGAAUUGGCGAUCAAGGUGUAGGAGCUAUCUUGAUCAGCAUCGCCAAGCUCGUUAUCUACACGCUAUGUGCUGGAAUACAUCCUUCGCGGACGCUGCCUGUAGUACUUGACUGCGGCACCGAUAACAAAGAUCUCCUCGACGACGAGCUAUACCUUGGUAUACGGAAAGAGCGAGUCUUUGGCGAGAAAUACGAUGACUUCGUCGACAAGUUUGUAAAGGCUGCAAGGAAGCAUUACCCUAAAGCGUACAUCCACUUCGAGGAUUUUGGACUGAACAAUGCACGAAGGAUCCUAGAUAAGUACACACCUGAGAUCGCAUGUUUCAACGACGAUGUACAAGGGACCGGUUGCGUGACGCUCGCAGCGAUCAUGGCAGCUUUUAAAGUGAGCGGAACCAAAUGGGAAGAAGCUCGCUUUGUCAUGUUCGGCUCAGGAUCAGCGGGUACGGGAAUUGCAGAUCAGAUCCAAGAUGCUAUCGUCCAAAACACCGGAAAAUCCAAAGAAGAAGCCGGGCGCCAAAUCUGGUGCGUCGAUAAACCCGGUCUUCUCUUACAGGGUAAAAAGGACCAACUUACUCCAGCCCAGCUUCCGUUUGCGCGGGACGAUAAGGAGUGGGAGGGCAAAGAGCACGGCGAUCUGCUGUCCGUCAUCAAGGAAGUAAAGCCGCACGUGCUCAUUGGUACCUCGACCAAGCCUGGGUCCUUCUCAGAAGACGUCGUUCGAGAAAUGGCAAAACAUGUCGAACGCCCCGUCAUCUUUCCACUCUCAAACCCAACCAAGCUCCACGAAGCCAAGCCGCAAGAUCUGUAUGACUGGACCGAUGGCAAAGCGCUGGUUGCGACAGGUUCGCCAUUCCCGCCGGUUAAGCACAAUAGCAAGGAGUACGAUAUCUCUGAAUGCAACAACUCGGUGACAUUCCCUGGUAUCGGCCUCGGCGCAGUUCUCUGUCGAGCCCGUCUUAUGACUCCCGCUCUCCUCGUUGCAGCUGUCCAAGCCCUCGCUUCGGCAGCUCCUGUUCUCAACAACCGUGGAGCCGGCCUGCUUCCAGAUGUGGAAGACGUUCGUGAGAUCAGCGUUCAAAUAGCGAGGAACGUGAUCAAGAAGGCUAUAGAGGAUGAUCUAGCUCAAGAGAAGGACAUACCAAGUGACGAUGCAGAGUUAGAGGAAUGGAUCAGAGAACAGAUGUGGGAAGCAGAAUACCGUCCGUUAAAGUUGGUGGAAGAGAGCAACGCAACUGCGCAUGCAAGAGGAGAAGCAGGAACAGCGAGCGGACAGAGAGAGGCGAAGCACUGA
Molecule: messenger RNA, 1815 nt
Organism: Alternaria postmessia
Lineage: Eukaryota; Fungi; Ascomycota; Dothideomycetes; Pleosporales; Pleosporaceae
Exons: 7
Coding region: 1-1815 (604 amino acids)
Biological process (GO): malate metabolic process; pyruvate metabolic process
Cellular component (GO): mitochondrion
Molecular function (GO): NAD binding; malate dehydrogenase (decarboxylating) (NAD+) activity
Source: RefSeq, a predicted model, not a curated record